Messenger RNA from Penaeus chinensis, 462 nucleotides. RefSeq lists its product as uncharacterized. Bases 98 to 418 code for a protein of 106 amino acids. NCBI's taxonomy places the organism in Eukaryota, Metazoa, Arthropoda, Malacostraca, Decapoda, Penaeidae. The transcript has 2 exons. The record is from RefSeq and is a predicted model, not a curated record.
UCUCCCGCCUGUUAUGCUCCGCGGUCGACGCCUGCUGCCGCCACAGGAGAUCGUAUAGCCAAGAUCGCUCCAUUCUGAUUUGGCUAACUUGUGUAUCAUGGUGAAACUGUUGACACUUCCCCUUCUGUUGGUGACAAUCAUCAUGACGUCAUCAAUCCGUGACGUCACUUCCGCAGCGGUCGACCAACGCUUAGCGGAACUCCCCUUCGAAGGUUCCGCCGGCCCGGUUCGACCUUCGGACCCGCACUCUCACCUUCUGGCGCCCUUCCGCCCCUCCGCCGACCACGCCCGCAGGAGGAGAUUGGCGGGUCCUCUCCCCAAGACGGACUCGAGGCGCGACCCUCUCCCGGCGUCUUCUUCAAGUAGCAAGAGUUCCAGGAGGUACUUCCGCCAUCGUCGCCCUGGACUCUAUUUCUAAAUGGGUUGUGAGGGUUGAGGUUUUGUGAGUGGGUUGUGAGGUUU